AUGGCACUCGAAGCUCCGUUGAGGUCGUCCACCGGCAGUGCUAUAUCUACCUUCUCGCCCCAUACAGAUAUGGCUGUCUCCUCGCCGGAGUCGCCAGCGCCUCAUGCGCACUUCCGCCCAAAGUCCUCUGCUGGCUCCGUGGAGUCGAGCUCCCUUCGUCCUUCAUCCGCCGCUGCUGCUCGAUCGUCGUCGAUGAACAACUACCUGAUGAGUCCCAGUGAUAUUGUCGGCCCGUCGCCGGUGACUUCGGUAGGGACGGAGGUCACAGAGAUCGAGGACGAGGCUUCGGAUGAUGCCAGGCUGCUGUCUCCCAGCUCAGAAUCCUCUUCGCAACCGCAGCUCCUGAUGCUUAGAACAAACUUACCAGACCAAGUGCGCCAGUCAACUAGUGACGAGGCUGUUUCGGUCAUCCAUGCUCCUGAAAGUUUCCAAAGCUGGACUUCUUCGGACUCCACUGUUGAACCUGCUUCGGAAGAGUCGGCCAAGAAAUCAUCGCCAAAGACAUCCCCAAAACCUAAUGAAAUCAGAGUACCGGGUCAUGCUUCAAAGGCUCGUUCUCCGGGAUUGCCCACACCUCCACCCAUAUCUACAGACGUUAAGCCGAUUCGGUUCAGCCUCGACAGUGCUACACCGCGUGCGCAGAAUCUACAAGAAGUGCAAGGUCUUUUGAGUGAAUCGGCAAGGAUACGGUCUAGUAGUGCAAGCAGUCUUGAAUUAAUCCCUGAAUCGAGGGAGCCUGAGACUGAUGCUGAGCCUGAUCCGGAAGCUGACGACGAAGAGGAAUUUGUUACGCCUUCCGGUGGAGAGGACAUGGAGAUCAGAUCUCUGAAGACAGCACUUGGGGAGUGCUGGACCUUGUGCAAUACCUUGGCUACUCUCAGCACCCACCACCGCGAAAGGGUUUUCAACACAUCUGGAACUCCCGAUGCGCAUGAAAAGGCUUGGAAGGCGUGCUGGAAGUUGUGCCAGCGCCUGUAUGAUAACCGCGACGAGGACGACCAGUACUUCAACGUUAAAAUGAAUCUGGACCUUUGUCGGGAUUUCUGUCAGUCUUUGUUUGAUGUCAGAACGAAGAAGGACGAGAUAGCAGACUCGGUCCUACGCGUCAGCUUUGAACUGAACAACCAUUUAUACAGCGCUCAAGACAACAGAAACUUGCCAGAAGCGUUCCGGGAGCGCACUCUGGAUUUUUAUAUCACGUUAUGCCAUCGGCUCAUGAAGCAACGCAACGAGCUCGCUGAGGAGACUGACUCUCUCCUCCGGGCCUGCUGGUCGCUAGCGGAAAUGUUAUUCAGUCUCAGGCAGAACAAAAGAGAGGGCAAGGGCCCAGACGAAGAACUCCUUGGAUCCGCCGUUCAGGCUUGUUGGGAACUAUGCGACAUCUUCAGGGAAGGAUGGACUCAGAUAAGACCGGACAGAGGCACUCCAAGGCCGAGCCAAACCAACUUUUUCACCUAUCAACGGGAUCAAGUAGAUCAGGAUGGUCGUGCCAGCCGCGCAUCGAACAGGUCCAAGCGCGAGAGUCUGAAGAAUAUGUCACAAGAGAAAACAAAGAAGCCGCCGCCAGUCCCAGAGACACCGGUGACGGAGUUUGAGGACACGCCUGUCUCUCCAGAAAGCCACUCGCCUCAAGCGCCUAACAUUAUGGUGUUUGGCACAGAAAGCAACAAAGGAGGACGAUGGUCCAGCAGUGCGUCGAAUUUGUCGGGUUACUCACAAAGCAGCCAGAGAACCUCGAGCACGGCUACUACAGCUACCUCGGCCGAGGACAUCAAUAUCACCCGCAUCAAGACACUAAUUCUGAAGGCCGCCAUGAAUGUGGGCUUCUCGCGGGACGAUGUUUCUAGUGGUCACGGGGGCACGGCCUCACUGCAAUCGUUCGUCAAGUCCUUGCCAACAGGCUCCUUCGGUUCGCUCCCAACACAUGCUACGCUCCUUCAAAGCUAUAAGAACUUGAUCGUCGCGGACUCGUCGUUCCGACAUUCGUCUUCGCUUCCAAGCCGGGGCAAACGCGUACUAGCUACCGACAUGGCCAAGAGUGUGACAUGGAUGACACAUCGAUCAAGCCAGUACGGCUUCUUGAGAGAGCUAUUCAAGCUCGUGUUCGGGUUCCAGAUGGAAGAGGCCGACACGCGAAAGAAUAUUAGCAUUGUUGUUUGA
Molecule: messenger RNA, 2160 nt
Organism: Neoarthrinium moseri
Lineage: Eukaryota; Fungi; Ascomycota; Sordariomycetes; Amphisphaeriales; Apiosporaceae
Exons: 7
Coding region: 1-2160 (719 amino acids)
Source: RefSeq, a predicted model, not a curated record